GCAGUCUCGUCUGGCAGUAGUGGCUCCUCGACGACUUUCUCUCCUCCACUGCUUCUGCUUUCUCUUCACUCGCACUUUUAAAAUUAUUCUUCUCUUUCUCUCUAACUGCAAAUUAUCUCUUACAUUUCUUGAAUGUGGUCGCUUUUAUUUUCUGCCUCUUACAUUUUGUUGUCUUUAUUUUCGACCGUCUUCAGUGAGCAGGAUACGGUAGGAAUAUUUGAUUUUGACCAAGUAGUAGUUACUCCCCAUCAUCACGUAAAUAAUUCGCGUUGGGCCAGAGAACAUGGAGCAGAGUUGGAAAUAAGGACGCAUAAAUUUCCGUACGGGCAUAAUAACAAUCCCAUUACGUCAACACUUUACAAUACAAAUGCACGUCGAAGAAGAGGAGCAAGUGGAGAAAGCAAGGGCAGAUUUCGUCGAAAUGCGGGCCAAUAUCCGUCUCAUCAAGAGUUGAAACAACUUUCACAAAAUAUUACGGGGAUCUUGGAUGGUUUCAGUAAAAAGUAUGAUAGGCGAGUUCGGCCCAAUUAUGGAGACGAACCUGUGGAAGUGGGUGUAACCAUGUUUGUCUUGAUGAUAAGCUCGAUAUCGGAAGUAUUGAUGGACUUUACCGUGGAUUUCUACUUUCGACAAAUGUGGAAGGACCCUCGUCUUGCUUUUAGUGGUCCGGAAACCGUAAAGACUCUCAGCGUUGGGAGUGAUUUCUUGAAACAGAUUUGGGUGCCGGAUACAUUUUUUGUCAACGAGAAAACAUCCUAUUUCCAUACGGCGACUACAUCCAAUGAAUUCUUGAGAAUUUCCAACGAAGGGGAUAUAACAAGAUCACUCCGAUUAACGGUAACUGCUACGUGUGCCAUGGACCUUAAAUACUUUCCUAUGGAUUCACAGCUUUGCAAUAUUGAGAUUGAAUCUUUUGGCUACACUAUGGCUGAUAUUCGUUACAAAUGGGCAAAAGGGGCUGGCUCUGUCGGGGUGUCGGAUGAAGUGUCCCUCCCUCAAUUUAAGGUGCUUGGAUUUCGGCAAAAAGCAUUCGAAAUUUCUCUCUCCACUGGAAACUACUCGAGAUUAGCGUGUGAAAUUCAAUUCGUGAGAUCGAUGGGAUACUAUUUGAUUCAGAUCUACAUUCCAAGCAUGCUCAUUGUUGUCAUUUCCUGGGUAUCAUUCUGGGUAAACCGUAACGCUGCCCCUGCAAGAGUUUAUCUUGGAAUUACUACUGUUUUGACCAUGACUACUCUCAUGUCAUCGGUGAAUAAAGAGUUGCCAAAAAUCAGCUACGUCAAAAGUAUCGAUAUAUUCCUGGGGACUUGUUUCUUAAUGGUGUUCGCCGCCUUGUUGGAAUAUGCAACCGUUGGAUAUCUCGCGAAACAUAUCCAGCGUCGCGUCAUGCACUUCGCCUCUCUUAAAAAAAUGGCUGACGAAUUGACAGCCAAACGACGCGAAGCAGAAGAGGAAGCCCGACGACAGGAAGAAAUUGUGAACCAAAGUCUGGAAUUAAUGUAUCACCGCCGGCAAGAAGAAUACCGUCAUCAGCAACAACUUCGACAACACGCCUCGGACACUGACAGGUCGCCAAAUCCGAUCCCCACAUCUGGCUCGUUUUCCCACCAUCCCCACCAGUACAGUUUGCGACAAGGACAGCCCCCACACGGGAAUUAUUACGGUGGUGGGAGUGGCACAAUGACUCCAAAUGCUGCAACCUUGGGAAGGAAACGAGAGGAUGGGAGCGUCAUGGACACUCCUGCUGGUAGAAAAAAGAUGGGGGGAAGAAACAGUGCUCUGGAAUUCGGUUGUGUGCCAAAACCGGAACAAACAAUCCGGCCUGUUGUACCCAUAAAUCCAAACCAAAUUUGUGGAAUUACGCCAUCUGAUAUUGAUAAGUACUCAAGAGUCGUGUUCCCCGUUUGCUACAUUUGCUUCAAUUUAAUUUAUUGGAUAACCUAUCUGCACAUUAGUAACGUUAACCCUGGCGAUCUCACAUUGAUUGGGGGAUAAAAAUGUGCAUGAAAUAUUUCCCAAUGUUAGUCAGACACUGUGCCAGUCAAAUCCUUGUAAGGAAAUGUAAUUCUGUCAAGUUCGAUACAUGCAUUCAAAGAUUAAGACUUUGUCCCAUUAGUGGGUGUAACUUUAACCGUUGCUGGAGUAACGUAACUAAACUAUAAUGUUCCACAUCCCAAUUUUUGAAAACUGCUAAUCUCACUGUUGACGAGGGGACGCAUUGUAGUUUGCCUUCUAUACUUGUUUAGAAAGUAAAAAUGGAAAAUUAAAAGACUAGAAAGACAUAUUUCAUAUAGUAACACACUUCUUCUAGGAACUUGAUCUUUUGCAUGUGAUGGAGUAGACCAUUGUAAUAAAUGUAACAACAAACCUUGUUGGGUGCUCACCCUUCCUGCCUCAAAUAAUUGAUAAAAAACUUAUAAUUGCUCAUACAUUAAUGUGACUGUAUACAUGUACAUAUACAACAAGUACAUGUACAAAUAUAGCGUAAAUUUGUUAUAAUGUUAUAGUUAAAAUCUGCGCUGAUUCAUAAACAGAGGAAGGAGUUGAUAUUUUGGUGAAAGUUCUUCAUGCACCAUUGUCUGUAGCAACUACUUGCAUAAAUACUUCAACUUAUUGUUAGCAUGUGCGAUUUUCAGACUCUGUUAGACGUAAUAAUGUAAUAACCUUGACCGUUUUUGCAAUAAAAUAUCAGAAACAGUAAAAUUAUAUCUUCUGUCUGAAUUUAUUUAUGAGAAAGUGUUCUGACAUUUCUGACAAUUUAUCUAAUCAGUGCCACUGAUCUCACUCUGGUGGGCUAAAAAUAGUAUGCACAGACCAGAUCAAGAAGAAAGUACUCCCCAGUGGGAUCUUUAUAUCGCUUUGGAGAAAUCCAACCACUUUCUUUAUGCAAUAUUGAACUAGUUCUCUCUGAUGACCGUGUGUGUACUACUCUUCACAAGUUUCACUAUGAUUUCGUCCCUGAAUUCACUGUAUAUACACACAUGUUUGUAUUUACGUACAUAUGUGUUUGAUAAUCUGUGCAAUAAAUGCAUUAAUAAUAA
Messenger RNA from Folsomia candida, 3038 nucleotides. RefSeq names its product gamma-aminobutyric acid receptor subunit beta. The record is from RefSeq and is a predicted model, not a curated record. Bases 133 to 1992 code for a protein of 619 amino acids. The transcript has 11 exons. Gene Ontology annotation, molecular function: extracellular ligand-gated monoatomic ion channel activity; chloride channel activity; GABA-A receptor activity. Gene Ontology annotation, biological process: chloride transmembrane transport; nervous system process; signal transduction. Gene Ontology annotation, cellular component: synapse; neuron projection; membrane. Lineage: Eukaryota; Metazoa; Arthropoda; Collembola; Entomobryomorpha; Isotomidae.